AUGUCGUCGUGGGUUGUCUCCACCACCGAGCUGUACGAUUGCGGGGCCCAUGGGCCAACAUCAUCCUCGGCCCCAUCCUCGCGGCACACGCGACUGAUCCUGCUGGUGUGGCACAAUCUCGCCGAGAAGUGCCAGAAAUUCGGCAGUUUUCUCAGGCGGGAGACGAAUAAGCCCCUGCCCAAAGAACUGCGGCGAUCGUUACGUCUCAACAAAUCGGCCAGAAGAAAAGGCUAUCGGAGUUGCGAAAGCGAGGCAGAUAAACGGUUGAUGAAAGAGCGCUUAAACGAGCCCGUCAACAUAUCCAUUCGCAUGGGUCCUGCCUAUGACUAUAGACCAACGAAUUUCUAACCAAUCUGCAAAAGGAUACUAGGAAAUAAAAAGAAAAUAAUUUAAUUAGCUCACUUUAAAUUAAAUAAAAAUAAAUUAAUUCAGAUUAGUAAAUUUGGGGAGAAAAUACAAGGAGUUAUAGGCAAAAAAAAAACAAAGAUACAAAAGUAUUCCCAAUUAUUUAUCUAAAGAAAUUUAAUCGAAAAAAAUUAAUGUUAAAUAAUAUUAUUUAUAAAAAAAGAAAAUUGUCAUUUCCA
Molecule: messenger RNA, 584 nt
Organism: Drosophila biarmipes
Lineage: Eukaryota; Metazoa; Arthropoda; Insecta; Diptera; Drosophilidae
Exons: 2
Coding region: 1-348 (115 amino acids)
Source: RefSeq, a predicted model, not a curated record